Messenger RNA from Chaetomium globosum CBS 148.51, 1047 nucleotides. RefSeq lists its product as uncharacterized. Gene Ontology annotation, molecular function: cation binding; 1,4-alpha-glucan branching enzyme activity. Gene Ontology annotation, cellular component: cytoplasm. The record is from RefSeq and is a predicted model, not a curated record. Gene Ontology annotation, biological process: glycogen biosynthetic process. NCBI's taxonomy places the organism in Eukaryota, Fungi, Ascomycota, Sordariomycetes, Sordariales, Chaetomiaceae. The coding region runs from base 1 to 1047 and encodes 348 amino acids. The transcript is spliced from 4 exons.
AUGCUUUACACGCAUCACGGCAUCGGAACUGGCUUUUCUGGCGGCUACCACGAGUACUUUGGUGCCGCCGUUGACGAGGAGGCGGUGGUUUACCUCAUGAUUGCCAACGAGAUGCUCCACGAACUGUACCCAAAUGCCAUCACCGUGGCCGAGGAUGUCUCAGGGAUGCCGGCAUUGUGCCUGCCGCUGUCUCUGGGCGGUGUUGGGUUCGAUUACCGGCUGGCUAUGGCUAUUCCCGACAUGUGGAUCAAGAUCCUGAAGGAGAAGAAGGACGAGGACUGGGAUAUCGGCAAUAUUUGCUUUACGCUGACCAACCGUCGCCACGGAGAGAAGACCAUCGCUUACGCCGAGAGCCACGAUCAAGCUCUGGUCGGCGACAAGUCCCUCAUGAUGCACCUCUGCGACGCCGAGCUCUACACCAACAUGUCGACCCUCGCGCCCCUGACCCCCGUCAUCGACCGCGGCAUGGCGCUGCACAAGAUGAUCCGUCUCCUGACGCACGGCCUAGGCGGCGAGGGCUGGCUCAACUUCGAAGGUAACGAGUUUGGCCACCCCGAGUGGCUCGACUUCCCGCGCGAGGGCAACCAAAACUCGUUCUGGUACGCCCGGCGGCAGCUGAAUUUGACCGAAGACCACCUGCUGCGUUACCAGUUCCUCAACAACUUCGACCGCUCCAUGAACGUCUGCGAGGGCAAGUACGGCUGGCUGCACGCCCCACAGGCCUACAUCUCGCUCAAGCACGAGGGCGACAAGGUGAUUGUUUUUGAGCGGGCCGGGCUGGUGUUCGUCUUCAACUUCCACCCGACCCAGAGCUUCACCGAUUACCGCAUCGGCAUCGAGGAUGCUGGCACUUACCGCAUCGUGCUGGAUUCGGACACCAAGGACAACGGCGGGUUCUGUCGCCUGGACGAAGGCACCCGCUUCUUCACUCAGCCCCUCGAGUGGAACGGCAGGAAGAACUGCAUGCAUGUGUACAUCCCGUGCCGAACUGCUUUUGUAAGUCGACGUGGGCAUCGAGAAAUACUGUUGUAUCCAUCUUAUUCUUAG